Molecule: messenger RNA, 1689 nt
Organism: Paraglomus brasilianum
Lineage: Eukaryota; Fungi; Glomeromycota; Glomeromycetes; Paraglomerales; Paraglomeraceae
Source: the annotation of a GenBank genome assembly
AUGAAAGUGAAUGAAUAUGGAAUUGAGACGGCGGAUUUUGAAAACGAAAAAGGGAAAGCGUUGGAUUGGUGUAGGGACUAUUUUGGAGAAAGAAGUGAGCCGAGGAACAGUGAAAUAUAUAAAAAGGAGAGAAUAAGAAUGCAAGAAGUGUUUAGGGAGCUUAAGUUUAAUAGGCUUGCCGAUAUUGAUGAGGUGGUGGCUGAAGACAGUGGGGAGAGUUCAGAUGAAACAUCAUUUCAACUGGUAAUAAAAGGGAGCCUUCUACUCGCUCUCCGAUCAAAGGACAUUAACGAUAAAAGAAUGUUUUAUAAUUCAUUGAAAUUUUUCUGUGACAUCAAACAGAAGGCUAUUCGGGCAGAUAGCCCGAGUAAAGCUGUUGAUGAAAUGAUGAAGUCUGAAACCGUGGGAUACAAUAGCGAAGGUGAAGACGAUAAUGAGUAUGAGAAUGAGAAAGAUGACGAUCACAAAAGGGCAGAUGAUUUAAUAGAAGAUCUAGUUAAUAAAUGUAAACGUCAUGAAGAGGAUAUCUGUGCUUUACAAGACACGAUAGACCAAAGGACAAAGGAAUUUAAAUCAUACAUAACAAAGUUUCGAGAGUUAGACCGAGAAACAAAGGAUCUAGCCGAAUCACUCUUGCUGUCACGUACUCGCUCUGUUGAAAGUACGAGCACAGCAUUUGAAAAUGCCGAUCGAAUAAGCGCAAACAUGUCAACCAAGCUUAAGGAUUUACAGCUAAGAAUUGAAACCGGGAAAACUACAUUGCAAAAGCGCCAACAAUCGCUGGGGGCUAUGCAGAAAGAAGUGGAGAAGAGAAAGAAGAAGGCUAAAGAUCUUGCUAUGUACAAAAUGAUAUUGGGUGGACACUUAAUAAUCAUGGUAGACACUAAAAGUCGGUUUCCAUAUCCACCAAAGAAAAGACCACAGAAUCCAAGAGAAGCCCAAGCACUAUAUGAAAGCAUUAGGACUAUGGCAUUAUGGCUAGAUUCCAUUCCAUAUAUUCCUUUUCCUAUUGGAAUAGAUGCUAUCAUUGGGGUGAUUCCUGGAGUGGGCGAUCUGGCCGGUUUCUUCCUUGGUUGUUACCAAAUACACUUGAUAAGUUUCUUCCCUAACUUUCCUCAGAUUCUACUCGCAAAGAUGAUAGGACUUGUAAUAGUCGACGCUUUUGUUGGACUCAUUCCCUGGAUUGGUGAUGCAUUGGAUCUUCUGUUUAAAGCCAAUAUACAAAACCUAUUCAUGCUCGAAAAAUGGUUAGAAGAGAAAUAUGGAGACGAUAUUUGUAUAUAUGAUAGUGUAACUCAUGAGCCCAUGAAACCAAAAAAUGACCCACCACAGACACGAAAAUCACGGAACAAACGGUUACCACCAUAUACUAAUACGGGCUAUAAUUCAAAUGAAACCCCCGGAAAAGAUGUGUUUUUCAAUGCUAUUGCGCUUAGAUAUGGUCACACUGAGAUUGAAACGAGCCAUUUGAGCGAUAAAACUUAUGUCACUGAUUCCUUUACAGUAAGACUAGAUCUUUUGCUUUGGGUCGGUUUAGCUCCUAUUCUUCGAUCAAUGGCCAGUCAACAGACAAGAAGAGUUGAUGCAUCAGUGUCAGAUGAAAUGAAGACAUGGACUGGUGUAAAUAAGCUAAAGUACGAGGUUGCGGCAUUUGAUGUUUCGAGAGGCAGUCCGGCUGAUAUAUUGUAG